AUGUCGUCGGGAAAUCAGCCUCUGAUGAGGUGGAGCGGAAACGCUAUGGUCGGGCGGCACAAGAAGGCACUACGGAAGAACGAAGUCGAAUUCGUCCCCUCCAUCGAUCAACCUGCCUAUUACGAUCCACCCCGUCAACGGUCUUCCUCUCCCGAGCCCGCUCGCUUUGUCACCAAUAUCGGCAACAAAGAGCACCCCGCAGCGCGUUUCGCUCGUCGCGGCAAGAUCGACUCUUGGGGUCCGUCUUACGAGGAGGUCCGGACGCUGGAUCACGUACGGAAGCGGAUGAAGGUGUGCGUGGAGCAAUUUAUGCCUUCAUCCGCGGCGGAUGCGGGGCUGACAUUGCCCCCAAACGUGGCGGAACGGAAGAGGAAGCGGGCAGAGGAGAAGAGGGAGGAGGCGGAGCGCAAGUCGUACUUGCUUCCCCACCUGCGAAGUCCUUCGCCACCGCAGACGACGGACCAGCUCGCCCCGAUGCUAGCGAUACCCACCUCGUACCUAGACAUCAUGAUGAGCCCGUCGAUGCGUCAUACCCUCGGCGACGACUCGGUCGAGCAGGGCCUGCAGCGCACGGCGAGCGAUCUCCUCGAAUGCGAGAAGCCCCUCAUGCAGGCUCUCGGCCGCUUGACGGACGUCUUCCGCCUACUCGAGCGGGACGUCCCAGGCAUCCCUGUCACCCAGCCCACCCCCAUGUCGCACGAGGCUACUCAGCACCGGUUCCGACACUGCAUCCCCGAUCUGCCACAUGUCUCGGAGCAGGACAAUCUCUGGCGGGUCGUCCAGGAGCUUGUCCAGAACCCCCAACCCCCUACCAUCAAAUACGAAAUUACCAGUCCCGACAACCUCCAUCUUCCUGCCACUCAAGAGGAGAUCUCCGCUCUCAAUCUCACUCCCCUCGAGCGCCUCUUUACCCAUCCCAACGGAAUCACCGUCUCCGCCGCCCCACCCUCCACUCACCCAUACCUCUCCCUCGACCGGCAUCACCCCUCAUACCCUCCCACGGUCCGAUACAAUAUCGACGCGGCCAAGCAGCGGAUAGCGGUGAAUGAUGCGUUCGAGCGCAUCAAGGAGUUGUUGGCGGAUUGUGACGAGUACAAGACGAGGUUGGAGGAGGCCCGAGGGAGGAUUGCGGAUGUGGCGCGGGCGAGAAAGAAGGUGUGGUCGGUCAUUAAGGAGAGGGCGGAGCAGGAGAUGGACAGGUAUGAGGGCAAGCUGGGCGAGGUGAUCGGGGGUCAGUUGUUGUAG
Molecule: messenger RNA, 1245 nt
Organism: Dioszegia hungarica
Lineage: Eukaryota; Fungi; Basidiomycota; Tremellomycetes; Tremellales; Bulleribasidiaceae
Exons: 2
Coding region: 1-1245 (414 amino acids)
Source: RefSeq, a predicted model, not a curated record